This is a messenger RNA of Recurvomyces mirabilis, 3513 nucleotides long. RefSeq lists its product as uncharacterized. Bases 1 to 3513 code for a protein of 1170 amino acids. Gene Ontology annotation, molecular function: protein binding. Lineage: Eukaryota; Fungi; Ascomycota; Dothideomycetes; Mycosphaerellales; Teratosphaeriaceae. The transcript is spliced from 2 exons. The record is from RefSeq and is a predicted model, not a curated record.
AUGGCCGCGAAAGGUGGUGAGCUUGAACUUCUGAGUGCGAGACUUCAGAGUCUGCAGAAUGUUGGAUUGAGUAUGCAGCGGUCCCGCCUCCAAGGCAUCAAAGAUAAAGCUCUGUGGAGUUGGCAUAAAGACAAGUUCGAGGCUGACCAAAAGAGUACCCUGCAAAAACUUGGCCAUAUCCGAGCGCGUUUGUCAGAUGAUGAUUUCGAAGUCAACUUGAGUAGUAACACAUUAUUACAAAACAUAGCAUCUCGGAAGCAGGGAAAGCGUAUCAUCAGCACAUUAGACUGGAUCUGCCGCGAUACCAUUGACAGGCCAUCCUUUCCUGCUUCAACAAUCGCGAAGGAUAACAUCAGUUUUGUGAAGGCUGAUGACAUGUACAACCAGUGGCGAGAGGAUGAGUCCUGGCAAUUCAACUGCUAUGGCAGACCUGGGAGUGGUAAAUCUUUGCGAGCGCAGGCCGUGCUAGAUGACUUACAUGCCAGGGAGCGUGCUGGCGUACGUAUCCCGCAGGUCAUCGCCGACGCGUAUGACUCUGCAAAGGUCGGAGGUAGUACUUCACAAGAUCUCGAGCUCGAGAUGGUUCGAGAUGCCUUACGCCAAGAACCUUCUACUAUCGGCAAGAUUGUCCUCGUGAUUGAUGCUAUCGACGAAGUCGGAACAGCUCAAUCAGAGGUCGAGACAGAGAUUCAUCAACUCCGAGACAUGGGUGUGUGUAUCUUCAGCACCGAUCGGCGAGUACCACGUAAUAGCUACCAUCGAGUGGUGUGCUUCCACUGUCAAAGAGGUCCGUUGGAUUUCUACUGGCGUUGUCCAAGAUGCAUAGGCUAUCUCCAAUAUCCACUGGAUGUUUGUCGAAAUUGUGAUACGCUGGGUAAGAGGUGCAAGGAGGCUGCUCAUCAAAUGAAGCCAUUCGGGAGGUUGCAUCAGGAAAUCACGGCUUCUCUGCAAGACGUUACAAGUUUCAUCAACGCAUUUGUCGCUAAAGAGCUGCAGAAUGGGGACGUUGGAGAAGACGAUGGUUCCAUGUUUGAGGGCUUUGUGCCUGCUCUUUCCACACUACAGUCCGAACUUGGCGCAGACUUCUGGACCACACUUCCGGCCACGGUUCACGAUGCUGCCAACGGUAUUUUCAUCCACGUGCAGCUUUUCAUGCAGCAGUUGAAAGCCCAGCAUAAUGUCGAUGGAAUCAGAGAACUACUAAGGAAGCUCACAGACGGUACUAUGGACGAUUUUGACCAGCAAUAUAACAUGAUGCUGGACGUGUGUAUCAAGCAAACGCAUCCGGCGUCGGCCAAGGUCGCACGGAACCAUAUGAGCUUGGUCUCCUGCGCUUACGAGAUCCUUGCAUUCGAUCAAUUAUCGCAUGCCACAGCCGCGAAGUACAAGUAUAGGGCUUCGAAAGAUCUUGCUGGAAGGCGGACUAUCAAAGACCUCGUACGGCGGGAUACGCAAGGUCUGCUAACUCUAGAGAGCACGGGCAAGGUCGAAUCGUUUCCGGUCGUGUUCUUCCACCAAUCCCUGUCAGUAUACAUUCAUGAAAACAGAUCGAGAUUGUUUCCAGAUGCGCCACAACAGAUGUUCGAUGCAUGCAUAGCCUAUCUGUUGCUUGAUGCCUUUCGCCAGCCGUUCGCUUCUGUGCAGGAAAUGGAUAAAAUUGUGGAAGAGUAUCCUUUUGCAUCGUAUGCAGCGCGGUACUGGGGUUGGCAUGCCAGAGACGUUCCUCAGGAUAUACGGAAUUGCUCAAACCUUCUUAAGCUUCUCGGUGAUGAAGCACGACUACACUGCAUCAUGCAGGUAGCAUGGCACAGUCCUGUAAUGCGGGAGGGCGCCUGGGAUGUUACGGGAGGCAUCAGGCCAUUGCACUGUGCAGCGUUCCACGGCCUCACGCCAUUAUGCCAUGCUUUGCUCGAAGCUGGGUGCGUAGUCGACCCAGAAGAGAGUACGUACGGCCAGACGCCACUCAUAUACGCUUGUCGCAAUGGGCACGAGGAGACUGUCAAGCUGUUGCUGAAUCGCGGCGCCAAUUGCAACCAUGCACCUAUUGCUGGCAACACACCACUACUACAGGCUAUCGAGCAUGGUCAUCUGGCUGCUUUUAGGGUGCUCAUGAAUCAGCCGGAACUAGACGUCAACAAGCGUGGCCGGGGAAUGGUGUGUAGAACUCCCCUGGGCACCUCUGCAAAGACAGACGAGGCCGAGAUAACGAAAGAGCUCCUCAAGGCAAAAGACAUCGAUGUAAACAGAACUGAUGGCGCAGGGUGUACAGCAUUGGCGAGAGCAGUGGACAGUAUCGCCGUUGACACUGUGCGAUUAUUGCUUGCAGACGACCGUGUCGAUCUCAACAUCAUCGAGCCCCUUGGUUCUCGUACGGCCCUCGACAAGACUACGGAUCACGGCUUGGACUACUUGCAAGACUCUGCCAAUAUAUGUGCUAUCGCAAAGAUGCUGCUUGAAGAUCGACGGCGGCCGCAGGUAUCUUCCCAAGCAAUUACGAACGUCAUUGAGUCGGAGCAUCAUAAAAUCGAGCUACUAGAAUUACUGGCCGCUGCUUCGUCGAGUCUAGACCAUACAGAUGAGUACGGUCGUAGCUAUCUGCAUCUCGCUGCAGCUGGCAACCACGCUGACGUCCUCGAGUCACUACACCGAGCUCUAGCUCGCCAGCCUGGCUUUAACCUCGAUAUACAAGACAUGUUCGGAGCCACGGCUCUACAUCUGGCCUGUCGUGAGGUUGCGCUAGAAAGCGUGAAGACCAUUCGAUAUCUAAUUGAUGCAAAUAGCGAUCUUUCGCUUCUAGACCAUCAACGACGACCCAGCUUUGCUCUGGCUAGGAGUGCGUCGGAGAAGUACUGGAAGUCAGAUAUCAGAGCACUGUUCGCCGCUCGUGUUGCGCCAGACAUUCUAGAUGCGAAACCGACGGAGACACGGACCAUAAAAGCCAUUAUUAAGGUGGGCCAUCGUGCAGCACUGGAGUCUGCUCUUUCGUCGCUCAAGGCACCUCUGGAUCCUGAGAGAGAUCCUUACACGAAGAGCACGAUUCUUCACCAAGUCAUGGAUUUACAUGAUGGUGAUAGCCGCCAUGACAUGCUGCGAACGAUUUUACCAUACUCUGGACACUUUAUCAGCGCCGCUAACAACUACGGACGUACUUGUGCUCACAUUGCCACUCUAUCAGGAGACCUUCUGAGUCUUGAGCUCUUGGUCGAGCAUGGCAUUGACAAAGAGGUGAAAGACAAAUACAACCUGACCGCUUUCGAGCUCGCUCAAAUGUGGCAGCAGCACAACAUCUGCAUAUUUCUCAUCAACAGAGAUGCACAGCUCCCACCACGCGGGCAGCUUUCCCAGGAGCUCAUACAUGUCGCAGUGAGCCUUGGUGAUCUCACAGCACUUGAAAGGCUCGUAAGAGCAGGGCUCACGAUACAACAGCGCGAUGAUGCUCUGAACACUACCGCAUUGCAGCGUGCGGAAGCGCUACUGCAAGAUGCACUACAAGAGGCCACCGAUGAUAUCUGA